Messenger RNA from Penicillium subrubescens, 1692 nucleotides. Its product is annotated as putative capsule-associated protein CAP1. The transcript has 3 exons. The coding region runs from base 1 to 1692 and encodes 563 amino acids. NCBI's taxonomy places the organism in Eukaryota, Fungi, Ascomycota, Eurotiomycetes, Eurotiales, Aspergillaceae. The record is from RefSeq and is a predicted model, not a curated record.
AUGCGCACCCAACGGCUGAUCCUUCUGCUCGCCAUCGUCCUCCUCGCAUGCCUCUCGCUCACCUCCUACCCGCCCGAGAAAGUGCACCCGGUCUCCAGCCUGAUCCAGAAUGCGCAGCAGAACUUCGACCAUGUGCAGUCGCGCCAAUCGAAAACCCUGGCCGAGGCGGUCCAGGAGUACCAGCGCCGCUACAAGAUGCAUCCGCCGCCGCAUUUCGACAAGUGGUUCCAGUUCGCUCAGGCCAAGGGUGUAAAACUCAUCGAUGAGUUUGACUCCAUCUACCACUCCCUAUUGCCAUUCUGGGCCGUGGAGCCAGCGACCAUUCGCGCCCGCGCUCGCGAGACCCUGGGCUUUGACAAUGCGGUGAUCGGACUGCUGAUUCGAGAUGGCAAGGUGACCUUGACGGAAGGUGGUGGUGACGGUCGCAAGUGGCAGCGUGACGCCACGGUUGGCAUGAUGAAGGAAUUCGUCAAGUAUCUGCCAGAUAUGGACUUGGUCUUCAACACCCACGACGAGCCCCGCGUGGUGAUCCCUGGAGAAGACCUCCAGCGUCUGGUGCAGACUGCGACGGACCAGGCCAUUCCCGCUGCCUUCAACCGGAAGACCGCGACCAAUGGAUGGUCGCCUCGUGCUGCUGACUUGAACAAGGGCGAUCGCAUCGACGAGGUGCGCACAACUCGCUUCAACCGAUUUGCUCACCAGCCGACCUGGACCAACUCCCGAAUUUCUUGCCCUGUCGAUAGCCCUGCCCGAUCUCUUGACGAGGACGCCCCGGAUAAUGACACCUCCUACGCGUACGGCGAAUUGGGCUUCAUUUACAACACCAGCGCCUUCUCCGAUAUCUGCCACACUCCUUCCCUUCGAUACACGUACGGCUUUUUCGAUCGCCCGAAUGCGUUCGACGUUGUUCACGAUCUGUUCCCAGUCUUCUCGCAAAGCAAGAUCUCCAGCUUCCAGGACAUUCUCUACCCGAGUCCCUGGUAUUGGGCAGAUAAGGUUCCCUACGAAAAAUACAAGGACUACAGCUGGGACGCCAAGUCUGAUCGCAUGUACUGGCGCGGGUCCACGACUGGUGGUUUCUCACGUGCCGGUGGCUGGCGUCGUCAGCAUCGCCAACAGUUUGUGGACAACGUCAACUCGCUGGAACCCACCAAAGUUCUCGCACAGCAGCAAGACGGCUCAUGGGUCUCACAGAACGUCAGCCAGGAUAUCUACCGUGAUUCAUUCGAUGUCAAGUUCACGAUGAUCGGCCAAUGCGAUCCUGAUGACUGUCACGCACAAGAAGAAUACUUUGACGUCGUCAAAGCUGCUGGACAGCAGGAUGCAUGGGCCCACAAGUAUCUGGUUGACAUUGACGGAAAUGCGUUCAGUGGUCGAUUCUAUGCUUUCCUUCAUAGUAACAGCUUCGUUUACAAGAUUGCGAUCUUCCGCGAGUGGCACGAUGAGUGGCUGAAGCCGUGGGUGCAUUAUGUGCCGCUCAGUUUGAAAGGCAAUGAAUAUACGGAGAGCAUGCGGUACUUUACCCUGGAGGAAGAGGGUAAGAGGGCUGCCCCUCAGAUUGCCACCCAGGGCCAGCAGUGGGCACAGCAAGUAUUGCGGAAUGAAGACCUGGAGGUCUGGUUCUUCCGCCUCCUUCUGGAAUAUGGCCGUCUAGUCGACGACAAGCGCGACCAAAUAGGCUACACCCUCUGA